Hydractinia symbiolongicarpus is the source of this 4412-nucleotide messenger RNA. RefSeq lists its product as uncharacterized. The record is from RefSeq and is a predicted model, not a curated record. Bases 129 to 3659 code for a protein of 1176 amino acids. The transcript is spliced from 9 exons. Gene Ontology annotation, molecular function: DNA-binding transcription factor activity; zinc ion binding. Lineage: Eukaryota; Metazoa; Cnidaria; Hydrozoa; Anthoathecata; Hydractiniidae.
AAAUUAUUCAUGAUUGCAUUUGUAAUUUAUGCAGCAAAAACAAUGAUCUCAACCACCCUUUUUAACUAACUUGAAGUAUGGCCAACAAGUAAGGCGCACUUGCACGUAUAGCCUCUAGUGGCAAAAAAAUGGCGGAAAAAUUGGAUAAAAACACUACGAAAUCAGCUGCUAGUUACAGCUCAAGCGCCACACUACGCGCAGAAGAGGAACUAAAGACUGACUUUUUUAUAAGUGAAGAUAAUCUAAGUAAUGCUUUGGAGAAUAAGCUUAAAGAAGAAAUAGCUGCUCAGUCUCUAAUAUUGAGUUCGUUGAGUGGAGCACCAUCAACACAGCAAGAAGCAGUACAUCAACAACAACAGCAGGAACAACAAAAUCUUCCACAAAUUGAAUCCAACUUAUCACUGAAGUCGGAAAAAAAUAUGUCAAGUGAACACACAGAUUUAGCUUUUGAUGUUUCUCAAGCAAUUGGUGUUGAGAUGAUUGCCAUUCAACAUGAUGGAAAUGACUCAACAAGCACAGUGGAUGUGAAAGAAAUUUCUGUUGCUAGUGACUAUUUGAAUACACAGAAUCAGGUAGCUGGGUCAAUUUUAGAUACUGGGUUAUCUGGUUCCUCGGUGGUUCUUAAUGCUAUUGCAAUAAAAGGUGCAAAUGGAGUAACCGAAAUUCAAUUUGAAGGAACAGAUAUAAUUGACUCAGCAGAAGUUGAUGCUAUUACACAUGAACCUCAACAAGAGACUGAAAUAGGAAGAAUUAAUGAAGAUGGUAUAGUAAAUUUUACCUCAAACGAAAUAGAAUUACCAUCAACAGAACAGCUAAAAUAUCCAAAACUAUUUGUUGCUACAACAGCUCAAGAAGCACACGAAAUCAUUAAAAAAUAUGCAGAGGAAACAAUGUCUACAUUUGUAUCAAUGAGAAAAAUGAAACAAUUUGGAAUUACUGAGGGUGGAAUUGAUUUGACAAAGAAAAAUUAUAGAGUAUUUUUUGAAAGUUCAGAUGUUGAUUAUGAUGGUAUACCAUACGUGUAUGUUGCAGACAAAAUGUAUAUUUGUCAUUUGGGAAAAGAUAAAACUGAAGUUACCAGGCAAAAGAUUAGACAACAAAGUAUGGAAAGGCGAAUGAAGAUGGGCCUGCCUACAAAAGAUCUCAGUUCAACGCGCCUUAGAACGAAGAAAAUCGAUUGUCCUGUCAAGAUAACUGUUAAAAUGAUUGCGAAGUUUCCUCAGUAUAAGGUUAUUCGGAAAACAAAGAGAGUAUGCGAAACUGCUUCUAAAAAAGUACGACAGGCGCUGGUGGAAACAAAUGGUAAACUGAGUUGUUAUUAUUCGUUUGUUGGAAGACUACCUGGAACCAGGGAGCAUAAUCAUCUAGUUGGAGAGGAAAAUUCAGAACACGAACCGAUUGAUCCAUUAAUCAAAGACAAAAUCAUUCAAUUGACAUGGGAGGGUGUUCCGAGUUCUAACGAAGUGAAACGCCUACUGGAAGACUACGUCGAACGUGACUUGUUUGCCGGCAAGCCUACUCCGUCAAAGUUACGACGACGUUACUAUCCAAACGUCAAAGAUAUAAGGAACUACAUGAACAAAGCGAAAAUGCUAACAAGGUUGUCAUCAGAUAUCAAGGAAGAGUUGCGUUUGUUGGCAUCAAAACUACAGCAAACCCGUCCAACGGAGAACAUCAUUUUACAAUCUGAGCUACUCGACGCCGGACAGGAAGCACUUUUGCAGCUCAAAACAUCUGCCGAUGAUGACACCACGCCGAAACCUACGCUCAUAUUUUGUCACCAAACCUCUCAACAACAGCGGUUGCUAAAGAGGUAUGGUAACCAAGUCAUGAUCUGCGAAGUGACCAACUUAGUCGAACGUGUUCCCUUUCCUCUAAUAUGUUUGUUUGUGCAGACUAAUGUUGAUUACCAGAUGGUAGGAUCGUUUGUGGUUGAAGUAAGAAAUAAAGAAUCUCUUCAGCAAGGUUUGAUGUCUAUUAAAGAAUGGAACCCAAGUUGGUCACCCAAGUAUGUCAUCUUAGAUUACUCUGACGAGCAAGCAGAGGCUGUUAAGAUUGUAUUUCCAGGUUGCAGUCAAUUUAUAUCGGAAUCAUCGCGCGAAAGAAGUUGGCGUCAGUGGUUAACUAAAUCGGAAAAUAAAAUACUGGGCGAUCCCAGCCAAGUCUUUCAGCAAUUUCAAGCUAUUGCAAAUGCGUACAACGAAGAAGUGCUUCAUCAAGCUGCACUGCAACUGGAGAACUCUGACGUGUGGAGAGAAUCUGCUAACCUUCGUAGUUGGUUUAACUCCAAUUGGUUGCUCGAAGCGAAACGAUGGGUGGUUGGUUAUCGUCCUGACGACUUUAUCGUCACUCUUCACAACGAAUCGACGUUUGAGCAAGACAUCAAGUCACUUCGUGACGCUCACAUCAACCUCAUGAGAGGAAAAAAACUUGGCGCUCUUAUCGAACGAUUGGUGGAGAGGAUUAUUCCAGAUUUCUACAGAAGGUACAUCGAAUUAAAUCGAAAGUCCUACACACAAGCUAAUGAGCUAAAGGUUUUGUAUGGCGACCAACUUCCAACGUGUUUAGUCAAUAAACCGGCUGCCGUCAUUAUGCAUGUGCUCGAUCAGAUUAAAUCCACUGAAGCGACGGUUUACCAGGUGAGUCACGUUCAACCUGGUGUGUUUUGGGUUCAAGAUGCUUCCAGCGGAAAUGCGAACGACCAAGCCCACACGGUUUCUUUCGGUGACACAACAAAUCUACCAUCUUGCGAUUGCUUUGAUUGGCAGAGAUAUAAAUUACCUUGCAAGCAUUUGUGUUCAGUGUUCAGUUCGUUUCCCGAUUGGGGCUGGGACAUGUUAAAUGCAUCGUACACUGCAAAUCCUCUGAUAAAUCUCGAUUAUUCGUGCAUUAAACCUUGGGUGGACGCACAAGAUAAACAAGAGCAGCGGUUGUCUCAUUUUACUACAGCUCCGACUUUCAAUUUGAAAGGCAAUGAGUCCAAGGUUGCUACUUCGAAACUCGAUUCAAUAGAGAAAACCAUAAACGCUAAUGACAUAAAGAUUUCUGAUGUGGAACUUGAAGUACCUGUUUCUGCCAGUAAUGGCAGCGCUAGUAGCGAGUCAGGGCUUUUAAAUAUAAACGCUGCCGGAGAUAACGUUUCCGAACAACAAAAAAAUGUACUUGCCGUUCAAUGCGAAGAUUUGCUUCAAAACUUAGCGCAGAUAUCCACUGAACUGGCUAACAGUGAUCAGCUGGAGAGACUAAAAUCUGAUUUACAGGCAUCGAUAGGUAUGUUUCGUAGUCCGUCUAGUACAACUCUGUCUGAGAAACAAUCUUCAAAACGCAACGUAGAAGACGAGGACAGUACAGAUGCUGAUGUUAAAAAACUAAAAAUAGAUCUUGAGAGAAGUGACUCGUCAGUUGAGGAAUUGUACGUGUCCGAAGAAGAGGAGCGUGUAGGAAUACACGUAGAUGAUGGAACAGACAUAGAAGAUGAAACGGUAGAAAUAAGUACACAAGACGAAGAGACGCCUCCGCGUACGCCUGAACAAAAUGUUGUAAUACCUAACGAAGACGUGCCGAUACAUACAGUUCUGACGAGACCUCCUGUUCAGGAAUUAACUCCCGAGCAAAGAGAAAGAAAACUGCUAGCUAUUCUAACCGCUAGCAACAACUAAAAUAAGAUUUUUUAGAUAUAUUCUCGUCGUUCUGUUGUGUAAUAUGCAUGCCUGCUGUCAUUGUGCCUUGUUAUUUGCUAACAAGGCACAAUGACAGGGGUGUGGUAAAUGGCAAGAAUAAAAACAACUGCGGAAAAAAAAUUUUAAAUCUCGAGAAUAGGUACUUUAAAAAUUUUGCAUUUAAUCUACGGGUGCGUCUAAAAAGUUUACUUUGCCAUACUCUCACAUACGCUCCUUUUUUAAAUAUAGAGAAAUUAAUAGCUACUGAAAUACUAGCAAAAUAUUGGAUAUUGGUAUUCUUUACUUAAUUGGAAGAAAUUUUCGCGGUGAGAAUAUUGUUGAUCCUACCACAAACACACCAACUCGACUUAAUUUUCAAAUAUUUCAACUCGACUUCAGAAAAUGAAAUACAGGAAAAUAAUGCCAAGUUGAAGAGCUUCUCCCUUUAAAGUUUUUAUGACACCGAACAACACUGACGAUUAUUCAGUACUGCAAAGAUUUAGGACUCCGCCUGUUAUUGAAGGUAUUAGGCAUUUCUUAACACCUAAAGGCAAUUUUCUUUCAAAAGAAAAACUUCACUUAAAUUCGCAGUAAUAAUUUCCGUAUACUUUUUAUUUUUGCCUUUCUUGUUCCCUCGGGCAUGAUGGGGAUUAUUGUUGCUGUUUACAAGAGGAGCAACUUUUUUUUCAGAAUUUUAAUUUGGUUUGUGAUUGUUACAAUGGUAAUGUUCGAAAGAUAUAAAGAUUUAUCGUA